GGGGAUUAUGACCUAUACUGCAUCCGGCCACCUGGGGGCGAUCAACGUUUGGCUUCAUUUUUCAAGAUCUCUGCGGCUCACUUGGUACAGGCACAUUCAAAGCUGCCUAUAACGUCAUCAGUAAGCGCCACGAGAAGGUUCUUCUUUCACGGUGUUUGUUCCACAUGCUGUUUCGAGGAGUUAUAGGUCAAACUGCAAUAUAGGAGCGAUGUUCCGGUGUUUGACACUACUUAGGUUGAGUCUCCAGACUCGUGGAAAGGCUAGUCUUUUCUCGUGUAGCCGAAGCCGGAGUGUCACAGCGACAUUCAGUGAAGUCAAUGCAAGUACAAGGACAAAACAGUAUGGCACUAAACUUAGACACUGGAGCCCAAGCCAUUUUGGUGUGAAGUUAACCUGCCAUUCCUAUAGCACUCAAGCAGAAACUGCUGAAGAGGAGAUUCUCCACAACAUUAUUAAUGACACAGAGAAUGUUCAAGGGUCCUACUCUAAGCAUGAGUUCCAGGCAGAAACAAAAAAGUUGCUGGACAUCGUGGCCAGAUCAUUGUACUCUGAGAAAGAGGUGUUCAUAAGGGAGCUCAUCUCGAAUAGUAGUGAUGCGCUAGAAAAGCUGCGACAUAAGCUUAUUACACGAGGAGGAGAUUCUGAACCUCUGGAAAUCCACCUACAGACUGAUGCAGCUAGAGGCAUUUUAACUAUUCAGGACACUGGUAUUGGGAUGAAUCAAGGGGAACUGAUUACCAACCUAGGCACGAUUGCUUGCUCUGGCUCUAAGGCUUUUCUGGAGGCUCUUCAGAGCCAAGCCGACGCCCAAAGCUCCAUCAUCGGGCAGUUUGGUGUCGGCUUUUACUCUGCCUUCAUGGUGGCGGACAAACUAGAUGUUUACUCUCAGAGUGCAGAACCUGGUAUUCCCGGAUACAAGUGGUCCUCAGACGGCUCAGGAGUGUUCCAUAUUGCUGUGGCCAGUGGUGUGAGACAGGGCACUAAGAUUGUCUUACACCUGAAGGACGAAUGCAAGGAGUUUUCUUCUGAGGACCGUGUUAAAGAGGUUGUGAAGAAGUACAGCAACUUUGUCAGUUUCCCCAUUUACCUGAAUGGCAGACGACUGAACACACUGCAGGCUCUCUGGAUGAUGGACCCUAAAGAGAUCAGUGACUGGCAGCAUGAAGAAUUUUAUCGCUAUGUAGCAAAGGCAUAUGAUAAACCACGCUACACACUGCACUACCGUGCUGAUGCUCCCCUCAACAUACGGAGCAUUUUCUAUGUUCCUGAGAUGAAGCCUACCAUGUUUGACGUGAGCAGGGAGAUGGGCUCCAACGUCGCUCUGUACAGCAGGAAAGUCCUGAUCCAGACCAAGGCUACAGACAUUUUGCCCAAGUGGCUGCGCUUCUUGCAAGGAGUGGUGGACAGUGAGGACAUCCCCUUGAAUCUCAGCAGAGAAUUACUACAGGAAAGUGCUCUCAUCAGGAAAUUGCGAGAUGUGCUGCAGCAGCGAAUCAUUCGUUUCUUGUUGGACCAGAGCAAGAAAGAGCCAGAGAAAUAUGCUCGCUUCUUCGAGGACUAUGGGCUUUUUAUGAGAGAAGGCAUUGUCACCAGUGCUGAGCAGGACAUUAAGGAGGACAUAGCCAAGCUGCUCCGCUUUGAGUCCUCAGCAUUGCCUGCUGGGCAGCAAACCAGCCUCAUGGACUAUGCCUCACGCAUGAAGGCAGGCACCAGAAACAUUUACUACUUGUGUGCUCCCAACCGCCAUCUGGCUGAACACUCACCAUACUUCGAGGCCAUGAAAAUGAAGGACAUGGAGGUGCUGUUCUGUUAUGAGCAGUUUGAUGAGCUAACGCUGCUCCACCUCAGAGAGUUCGACAAGAAGCAGCUCAUGUCUGUGGAAACUGACAUUGUAGUUGACCACUACAAGGAAGAAAAGUUUGAAGCUAGCAAGCUAGCAUCAGAACAAUUAAGCGAGCAGCAUGCUGAGGAUCUAAUGGCCUGGAUGAGGAACUGUCUUGGUCAGAAAGUCACAAAUAUCAAGGUGACCCCUCGUCUGAACACUCACCCUGCCAUGAUCACAGUGCUGGAGAUGGGAGCAUUACGACAUUUCCUUCGCACUCAGCAGCUGGCACGCACUGUGGAGGAGAGGGCACAGAUCCUGCAGCCCACACUAGAGAUCAAUGCUGGGCAUGACCUCAUCAGAAAGCUUCAUGUGCUGAAAGACUCUAAUCCUGAACUUGCACAGCUGCUUCUUGAGCAGAUUUUUGACAACGCUAUGAUAACAGCUGGUCUGAAUGAUGACCCUCGGCCAAUGAUCUCUCGCUUAAAUGAACUGCUGACCAAAGCCCUGGAGAAACAUUGAGACCAGGACUGGAGAUUGGAGAAACCUGUCCCUAAGGAAUACUUUGUUUUGCAUCAUUACAACCAUCUACAAAUGUAGUAAAUUUUUUGUCAUAAUUUGUCCUACACUUUGCUGAAUAUGUCCAGACUAAAUCCCCAUAAAUGUCACAGGUCUUGUGCAGAUUAACAGCUGCUCAUCUAAAAGUAGAUUUAUUCUUUUCAUGGCUCCGAGUCGGAUGUAGGACUGUAGGACAAAGAUGAUGAGAGGACUCUGUUACUGCACAUAUCUGUUUUCUUCCAGCUUUUGGGCAUUUCUAUUACCUUUCUUUUGCUUGCUACAAUGCAUCAGACACAUUGAUUUAUUAUAAAGUUGGGCUCUGCUGAUCUUUUGCUGCUGCACAGUAAGACCGGUUUUGAAAGUCAUGCAGAGCAUGGAUUCAGCAGAGCUCUCCACUCAAAUGAAUGCAAAGUGGUGCUCAUGGACACACAACAUUAAAGCUGCAAUAUCAGCUUCUGCUGAACUCUUGUCUGUUAUUGAUAUUGCCUUUUUGUCUUUAUUCAUCAGCAGGAUUGUAAUAUUCAUAAAACUUUGUAUUUAUGUUGAAAGUUCAGAUCUCCGUUGCUUAUGAGACUCACAAGAUGUUUGUGACUUUAAAACGUCCAGGUCCAAAAACAUAAAAAUGUAAGGAAGGAAUGGAUGCUGUAUUAAAUAAUUGUAUGAAAGGGAUUAAAAAACUAGUGGGGGGGGAAUCCAUUUAAAAAAUUAGGACAAAAUAGUUAUUUAAUGAAAUGGGCAAGCUCAUUUAAAAAAGCACUGUUGACUUUAUUUCAUUUGCAUAUUUCCAAAUAAAAUAAACUGCAUUUCCA
This is a messenger RNA of Ictalurus furcatus (blue catfish), 3189 nucleotides long. RefSeq names its product TNF receptor-associated protein 1 (gene trap1). Gene Ontology annotation, cellular component: mitochondrial inner membrane. The transcript is spliced from 18 exons. Gene Ontology annotation, biological process: protein folding. Lineage: Eukaryota; Metazoa; Chordata; Actinopteri; Siluriformes; Ictaluridae. The coding region runs from base 209 to 2344 and encodes 711 amino acids. Gene Ontology annotation, molecular function: ATP binding; ATP-dependent protein folding chaperone; ATP hydrolysis activity. The record is from RefSeq and is a predicted model, not a curated record.